GCUGCAACAAACACUCCCCUGCCGUCCUUUUCCUUGCAGGCUGAAGACGUGAGCAGAAGCAAGAUCCUCGUCAGAUUUCCUGUACACUGCCUCAGUAUUCAACCGAUCAUCUGCUUCUCAUCGACCCUGUCACUCCUUACCUCUUUUUUCACCGUCCUUCCCCGCCGUUCAGAUCCGCAUCCGCUUAGAAGGCCAGGACUCAGUUGCCUGCAAUAGCUAUCCAACUUGAACGUCUUCCUAGACCGAGACUCUUCAGCUGGCAGCUGGCUGUUAGUGUCUGUCGUCCGACGAGACGAGAUAGUACAAGAUGUCGUGGAAAUUGACAAAGAAACUGAAGGAGACUCACCUCGCGCCGUUGACGAGUGGCUUUGGUCGGUCGACAUCAACAUCUACUGUGAAAGGCGACGACUCUAGUUCUACUCAUGAAUCUGCCAACCUGGUGCCAACCCCCACCACUGAGAGCACAACCUCGACCUCUAGCACAAACAAUGGCAUUGCUGCGUCCGAAGCGCUCACCUCACCUCCUGUCCAAACCACGAAACCUGGUAUCUUGAUAGUCACACUGCACGAAGGCAAGGGCUUCUCAUUGCCACAACAAUACCAGUCUGUCUUCAACAACUACUACGGGUCUGGCCAGUCAGGGUCCGUAAGACCCAGUUCAUCAUACUCAGCAGGAUCACUGGCAGGAUCAUACGCUCCCUCUACCAGACCUGUCUCUACCCACGGUGGCAUCAAUGCUGCGCCGACCAUACACGGAAGAUACAACAGCAAAUAUCUACCAUAUGCUUUGCUCGACUUCGACAAACUCCAGGUCUUCGUUGAUGCUGUGUCUGGAACGCCGGAGAACCCGCUGUGGGCUGGGGAUAACACUUCCUUCAAGUUUGACGUUUCCAGAGUGUGUGAACUCAGCGUUCAAUUAUACCUCAGAAAUCCAGCUGCUCGACCCGGUGUCGGCAGAAGUGAAGAUAUCUUCCUUGGAGGCGCGAGAGUGACCCCUAGAUUUGAGGAAGCCAAACAUUUCACCCCAGACCCAAAGAAGAGCAAGAAGGAGAACGAGAAAGCCGAGGCGGCAUUCGCAUCCCAAGAAAAGCAGGCAGGUCAGCUCGGUGCUGAUUGGCUGGACAUUCAGUUCGGUACUGGUUCCAUCAGAGUCGGCGUGAAUUAUGUGGAGAAUCGUCAGGGCAGCUUGAAGAUCGACGAUUUCGAGCUGCUCAAAGUUGUCGGUCGCGGUAGUUUUGGCAAAGUCAUGCAGGUCAUGAAGAAGGACACCGGUCGAAUCUACGCUCUCAAGACGAUUCGGAAAGCACACAUCAUCUCCCGCUCUGAAGUCGCGCAUACCCUUGCCGAGAGAUCUGUACUCGCACAGAUCAACAACCCCUUCAUCACCCCACUCAAAUUCUCCUUCCAGUCACCCGACAAGCUCUACUUUGUGUUGGCGUUCGUCAACGGCGGAGAACUGUUCCACCAUCUCCAGAAAGAACAACGCUUCGACAUCAACCGUUCCAGAUUCUACACGGCUGAGUUGUUGUGCGCUUUAGAAUGUCUGCAUGGUUUCAAGGUUAUUUACCGAGAUCUCAAGCCGGAGAACAUUCUUUUGGACUACACUGGUCACAUUGCACUUUGUGACUUCGGUCUUUGCAAGUUGGACAUGAAGGAUGAAGAUCGCACCAAUACCUUCUGUGGUACACCAGAAUAUCUGGCUCCUGAACUCUUGCUUGGACACGGCUACACCAAGACAGUCGACUGGUGGACACUUGGUGUUCUCCUGUACGAAAUGUUGACGGGAUUGCCACCUUUCUACGACGAAAACACGAACGAGAUGUACCGAAAGAUUCUUCAGGAGCCUCUGCACUUCCCAGGUCCAGAGAUCGUUCCCGCAGCAGCCAAGGAUCUUCUUCAGAGAUUGCUUGAUCGCAACCCGGAGCGUCGUCUAGGUGCUGGUGGUGCGGCAGAGAUUAAAGCUCAUCAUUUCUUUGCCGGCAUCGACUGGAGAAAGCUUUUGCAGCGGAAGUAUGAGCCAAGCUUCAAACCCAGUGUGGUUGACGCCAGAGACACUGCCAACUUCGACAAGGAAUUCACCUCCGAAGUACCCAAGGACUCGUACGUCGAAGGCCCACUCCUAUCUCAGACUAUGCAGCAGCAGUUCGCAGGUUGGUCAUACAACCGACCAGUGGCUGGCUUGGGAGAUGCGGGUGGAAGUGUCAGGGAUCCUUCAUUCGGCAGCAUUCAGUAGAUUUCUCGCGAACUGUUCUUCUACGAUGAGCAACGAAAGACAUGAAGAUUGGCGUUCAACUGAUGAAGAGUUUGGACAUGCAGAGCACAAUGUGACAGUUUCGGGCAGGAAUGUACAUAGUUGGGCUGCUUUGCCUUACGACCUGAGCUUUCUAAAACAGCAUUAGAACGUCUGGGGCUGAUUACACUUGGCUGCACGAUUCUUGACGAAAAGGCUACUCGAACGAAACAGUAUCACGGUUAACAGCGAAUUCAUCCAUACCAGGCUCGUGUUAUUCCGCUCGCUUGAUGUCAGUGCUGAGUCUUCUUCUCC
Messenger RNA from Exophiala viscosa, 2545 nucleotides. Its product is annotated as non-specific serine/threonine protein kinase. Gene Ontology annotation, biological process: protein phosphorylation. The coding region runs from base 308 to 2233 and encodes 641 amino acids. The transcript has 4 exons. Gene Ontology annotation, molecular function: protein serine/threonine kinase activity; ATP binding. Gene Ontology annotation, cellular component: cytoplasm; nucleus. NCBI's taxonomy places the organism in Eukaryota, Fungi, Ascomycota, Eurotiomycetes, Chaetothyriales, Herpotrichiellaceae. The record is from RefSeq and is a predicted model, not a curated record.